AACGGAUGUGAUAAAACGAGGAGCGUAGCACGUCACAGCUCAUAAAGGCCCGCCGCGCCGCGCCGUUCGUCGACCUGUUUGACGCACGCCAGACGGGCGCCGGCCCUCGCCCGCUAUAGCGAUACGGGAAAAUGGCGGUGUGACGGGGCUGUGGUGGUGUGUGGUGGCUAAGUUACUUCAACGAUAUUUUCCCUCACACUUCACAUAUUUUAUUGGCAUUUCAAAUCUAGUGUCAAAGUCUUAAAGAUCUGUAUUAAAACUAAACAUGUCAUCUGGUAGACCAAUCAAAUGUGUUGUGGUUGGAGAUGGAACUGUUGGGAAGACUUGCAUGCUGAUAUCGUACACUACUGACAGUUUCCCAGGGGAAUAUGUACCAACAGUGUUUGACAAUUACUCUGCUCCAAUGGUAGUAGAUGGCAUACCUGUUAGUCUGGGCCUCUGGGACACUGCUGGCCAGGAGGACUAUGACAGAUUGCGGCCUCUUUCCUAUCCACAGACCGAUGUAUUUUUAAUUUGCUUUAGUGUAACCAGCCCAUCAUCAUUUGAAAAUGUUACUUCAAAAUGGUAUCCUGAAAUUAAACAUCACUGUCCAGAUGCCCCUAUGAUCCUAGUUGGUACAAAAAUAGAUCUAAGGGAUGAUCGUGAAACCUUAACUGCUUUAGCUGAGCAAGGUUUGUCCCCUAUAAAAAGAGAGCAAGGACAAAAAUUAGCUAAUAAAGUUCGAGCAGUUAAAUAUAUGGAAUGCUCUGCAUUAACACAACGAGGACUUAAACAGGUGUUUGACGAGGCAGUGCGAGCAGUUUUGCGACCUGAACCUCAGAAGCGUCGACAAAGGAAAUGUAUUAUGCUCUAGAUGCAAUGUGAGCUCCUAGUACCAGAAGGGCCAGUGCUUUAUGGAGUUUUCUGCUAUGAAGCAUUAGGAUUCCUUUGCUUUAAGCAGGAGUAUUUUGAUCCUUAACUGUUUGCAAAGUCAAAAGAAGGAAUGCAGGAAAAGCCUACAUAGAGAAGCUUUGGAACGUCCUAUUGUUACAAGAUAUGCGCCCUUUUAAUUUAAGGAGGAUACAUUUGAGAUGUUUGAAUAUUGAUGAAUGACUUGAAAUUUGUGUGUUGCAGUUACAUUUGGGCUGCUUUUAUAAGAUAUGAUUGAGGUAAGUUAUUUGUUGAAGUCAUUACUACAAUCACAUGUUUUAUACUGUAUUACUUAUUCAAUGAGUUUGAUGCUCUGUCUAAUAUUCCCAGUGUCAAUAUUUCAUUGUAAUACAUGUGUGACACUCAUAUAUUUUUUAAUAUCUAAUUGAUUCAUUGUUGCCAUACCAGAUCAUGAUCAUUUUCUGUUGUUUAAUUAUUGCAGUUAAUAUAAAUUAUACUUUGUGCCAUAACAGAAUGCUGUAAGACAUUACAUUUAAUGCGGUUGCAAAUUACUUUUCUGUAUUUAUAAAUUAUUCGUAAAUGUGAGUCUAUUAUCAAAAGGAAUUGAUUGUAAAAAUGGAAAUGUCCCUUGGUCUUGAGCCAUCUUGCUCGUCAUGAAAAAAUUGGGUCUGUGGAGGGGAUAUGAAUCAUCUGCAAAUGUGCAAAUGAGAGUUGGAAAUGGUUACUGUUGAAAAUAUUGACAGGCAAUUGUUUUGUAUUAUCUGCUUUGCAAAUAAAUGGUUUUAUCUUUCAUAAUACAGAACUAUGUAUGUUAAUGUUCUCGGGUCUUGGAGUGUGAUUAAGAAAAGUAAUCUAUUAAGCAUGGAAAAGUAUUUGUGUAUUUUCUACAAAUGUUUGAAACUGCAGUGUCAAUACCAGUAACAAAUAGAUCUGUGCUAUGUCAUGUAAGGAUUGUAUACUGUGCUUCUAAUAGUACAUUUUGAACAAAGUCUCUGUAAAAGACACGCUGUGAAUAUAAACAAAAUAAAUGAAUAUCUUUUGUUCAGGAGAACUUCUUCAAUACUUCUUGGGAGACUUUGUUACAUAUUUCAAUGUUUUCAUGAUCACUGCCAUAAUCUUCUUCUCAUUUUAUCUUCCAUGUGUCAAAAGCCAAUCAGAAACGCUUCUCUUGUGAAGCUAUGCAAAUUAGAAAUCAUAAUUAGAAAAAUUGAUAGAGUAUGACAUGAAUAUAUUUGGUGAAAGAUCAAGGAUUAUUUCCAAAUAUGAUUCAGGUGGCUUUGGUAUGAACUGUCAUGCUUUUUUAGGGGAGAAUAUUCCGUGGCUGUAAAUUUGUCUUCUCAAUUCCCAUUUGCACAUAGUGAUCUAUUUGCAAUGGAAUAAGGGUGCCCAUGGAAGAAACUCAUGAGUAAUUUAGUUAAUAACUUUUUUUUAUUGUUAUCAACACUACAUUGUAGUUGGUUCUAUAAAUUGCAUGAAUACUUACGCAAUUGCACAAAUGAUAAGCUUAAUACAGAAUGUGUGUCCAUUAUCUCAUUUACCAUAAGCACAAUAGUUCUGCAUAUUUUUAAGUUGUAUAGAGAGUUGCAUUUAGUGUAUCUAAAAUGUGAAUAACAGGCAUCUCAGUUGUGGAGAAGUGUGUAGUAUUAUCAAAAUAAUGAAGACUGCUCUUUUUAUAUAAUUGUAUAAUUUUGUUACUUGUGCUUGCAAUUUUUUAAAUAACUGUGAGUACUUGGGUUUUAGAAAUAAGUGAAAUGUAGUAUUUCAUGAAAACCUUAGCUGCUUUUUCAUUUAUUGUGUAUUCCCUUCAGGCAUAAUAGUAUAUUUGCCUGUGCUUCUCAUUGCUGGUGUUAAGUCAUAUAUUGUAGUUACCAGUUCUGACUGCCACUUUCUACUGAGAAACUGUGCACCUUUCCCAGCAAAAAUAAAUCCUCUAUAAUGGAACAGUGGGUGAAGAAAGUUACUUUGUUGUGAAAUAAUAAUAUAUUUUCUGCACUUACGUAAAGCAUUUAUAAGUUUAGAAAUAUCAUCCUUAUUUAUUCACUUUUUAUUGAAAUAUUUGUUGAAUGAUGUCUUAAGUUCAUGAUGUAGUGUCAUAAGCAGUUAAAACCUGCUGCUGGUUUUAGUUUACUACCUUGUAACCUAAAGAAAGAAUAUUUAUAGCAGUUUUUAGUAUGAAAAAGAAGUGAUGCUCGUGAGUUGCAUGUGAAUUACUUCACAAUUCAAAUGAUUAAAGGAGAUGAAUAUGCAUAUUGAAAUAUAAGCCCAGCUGUGGAAUGUGGAAUAGUAAUUAUAUAAAAUGAGUUGUUAAUUCACAUGCUUUUCAGAUCUUUGCUUUAUUCCAAGAUGAAGGCUCAUGCCAAAGAGUUUUGGUACACCUCUGAUUUAAUUGCAUUAUUUUAUCUCUAGAACCUCUGUUGUGAAAAUGUCGAUGGCUCGGUUUCAAUGCUCUCUAAUCAUACAAAUUGCUUCCUUAAAAAUAUGGUGGACAAAAUAUUUUUGCAAUAUUUUGUCAUCAAGCUGUUUGUUGUCAGUUCUGCAAAGACAGUUUUUGAAACCUGGCGAACAUCCACCACAUUCUGCAACCAGGCAUUAGUUAUUACAAGGUCUUCUAAGAUAACUUUUUUUUUUAAGAACUGAUUAUGUAGUUCAGUGAUCUUACCCAUGUAUUUGUUAUGGAUCUGUUUUAAAGAUUUGUAUGGUACAUGUUCAUUUGUUUUAAAUCGUAUAAUUUCUAAAGCAUGUUAAUUUGGAUGUGCUAACAUUUAUUCUCAACCAAACCUACAUGUUCCUUGAACUAAAGUUUUAUUGAGGUUAUUUUGGUUUAUAACACAAAUUUUUAAAAUGUUAAUGUUGCUUGCCCAAGGAAAGCAGUCCUGACUCAAGAGUAUGCAGUGAAUGCAUUAUUUAUUUAGCCUUUUAUGCUUUGUAAUUUUAUGAACUGCAUUUUCAAGAAGGGGAGUCUCAUUGCAUAUCAUUAGUAAUUUCCUCAGGAUCUCUUUAUUUUUUUAUUUAUUAAAAUCAAGUCAUUUUUGCAAUGUUUUAUGGCACUUUUUUGCAAUAGAACUCAUACAAAGUUGUUAAGUGGAUUUCUUUCGUAUAAAUUUUGUAUCACAAAAGUAGAUUGCUAUUAACUAUUUGAAAUUGUUAUUGCUAAAAGAAUAGUAGUAUCAUUUUCCGAAUAUGAAAAAAGUUGCCAUUCCUGAGGAGUAGAGAUUUAGAAUGAACAUGUAUUGGAAAGGUGCCACUGAUAAUCAGGUUGUGAUGAAGGUAAUGCUUAUGGUUAUGUGCUUUUGGUUUAUUCAAAGUACAUCUUACAUUUCUGGAAUGAGAUUUCCUUAAGUUGGAAUGAGAUGUGAAACCUAUUUUGCAUUUUAUUUAAAAUCAAAAACACACUAAAAUUCAUAAUACUCAUUUUUAACUUGUAAUGCAUGGAUGUGUACUCUGUAUUUGUGGUUUUAUGAAAUCAAGUGAAUAAUUAACCAAAGUAUGUCAGCCAAGUAACUGACAGUUUUUUAAUAAUUCUAGUCAAAAGUUAGUUACACUGCAGUGAAAAGCAUAUUACUUUAAUAAUUGUAAGGGAAUUAUCCAAACAUUGUGUUAAUUAUUGUGAUUUUAUAAUAUCUUUAUUUUAAAACAAGGGAAAGAAGAAAUAAGACUCAGGAAAAUUAUGUACAUAAACAAUAACAAAUUUGUAAAGAAAAUAUAUUGAUCGCAAUGUAACUUUUGUCCAUUACAACUAGCAAUGAAUAAAUUGUGUGUGAAAACUGUCUUU
Molecule: messenger RNA, 4642 nt
Organism: Gryllus bimaculatus (two-spotted cricket)
Lineage: Eukaryota; Metazoa; Arthropoda; Insecta; Orthoptera; Gryllidae
Source: the annotation of a GenBank genome assembly